Messenger RNA from Lagenorhynchus albirostris (white-beaked dolphin), 1102 nucleotides. It is a transcript of the gene LYSET, whose product is annotated as lysosomal enzyme trafficking factor. The record is from RefSeq and is a predicted model, not a curated record. The transcript is spliced from 2 exons. NCBI's taxonomy places the organism in Eukaryota, Metazoa, Chordata, Mammalia, Artiodactyla, Delphinidae. The coding region runs from base 349 to 858 and encodes 169 amino acids.
UCCGGGACCUGCCCAGCUCUGCAGGCUCGGCCUGUGGCCGCUGCCGGGCACUGGGCUCCCGGCGCUGCAAGGCGGAGAGGCCCGGGUCUGGCGCCGCCCGCGCAGCCCUGUCGCGGCGGCGGGCGCUGCAGCACGACAGGGGGCGGGGCCGGCUGCAGGGGAGGCCAGGGUGGCUGGGGAGUCUCCCGGCUGGGCCGAGUGACACAGGCUGGGGCUCCGGCAGCGGCGACAGGGGCCGGGCCGCCGCGUGACCGGCUGCAGUCACGCUGUGCUUAAUCACAAUUAGCUUUUGCUCCAGGCUGGCCGUGCGCACCAUUCUCCCAGCCGGUGACCCCGGGGAUUUCUUUUAUGGUGGCUUUCUCUGAAAUGCCAAAGCCACCCGAUUAUUCAGAGCUGAGUGACUCUUUAACGCUUGCCGUGGGAACAGGAAGAUUUUCGGGACCACUGCACAGAGCAUGGAGAAUGAUGAACUUCCGUCAGCGUAUGGGAUGGAUUGGAGUGGGAUUGUAUCUGUUAGCAAGUGCAGCAGCAUUUUACUAUGUUUUUGAAAUCAACGAGACUUACAAUAGGCUGGCCUUGGAACACAUUCAGCAGCACCCAGAGGAGCCCCUUGAAGGAACCACAUGGACACACUCCUUGAAAGCUCGGUUACUCUCCCUACCUUUCUGGUUUUGGACAGUUAUUUUUCUGAUACCUUACUUGCAGAUGUUUUUGUUCCUUUAUUCUUGUACAAGAGCUGACCCCAAAACGAUGGGCUACUGUAUUAUUCCCAUAUGCUUGGCAGUUAUAUGCAAUCGCCACCAGGCAUUUGUCAAGGCUUCUAAUCAGAUCAGCAGACUACAACUGAUUGAUACAUAAAAUCAGUCACUAUUUUUUCCUUACAAGUACAAAACUGCCAGUACUGUAUGAAGCCUGAUCACAAGACUGCAGUUUCUUCACAGAUCUCAGGAAGCUGUGGUGGGGCAGAGGCUUUUUAAAGAAUGUGACUAGGGGACUAUCUUUAUCUGAAUAUUGAAUUUUUAGGUAAAGCCUGUGAUACAGUACUACAAAAUCAUGUUGAUGACUUCAGAUUUUGGAAGUAAAAUUUUAUCUGUUAUUUGAA